AUGUACUCCCCAGGAAGGACUCUACGUAGUACCAACAAACUGCUCCUUAAACCAGAAACUGGACAACUUGCUACCUAUGGGCAACGUUCUUUUUCUAUCCAGGCGCCUUUACUAUGGAAUAAUCUACCAUUUAGUUUAAGAUCAAUUACCUCCGUUAAUAGUUUUAAGGAGAAAUUAAAAACACAUCUCUUUACGCUGGCCUUUUCAUAG
This is a messenger RNA of Lottia gigantea (owl limpet), 210 nucleotides long. RefSeq lists its product as hypothetical. Bases 1 to 210 code for a protein of 69 amino acids. The record is from RefSeq and is a predicted model, not a curated record. The transcript has a single exon. Lineage: Eukaryota; Metazoa; Mollusca; Gastropoda; Lottiidae.